AUGCCCGCUGGCUCGCCAGCUGUGCAGAAUGGCAAUGAACCGCAAGGAAACGACGACCCUGGCGAUAUGCUGCGUCCUGGUGUCGAAGAGGAAGACAAUUCAGGAACGCCACCAAUCGCAGAGCCAGAGGCGGACAUGGAAAUGCGCGAGGCCGACGAUGCGCCCGAUGGCGACCUUGAAUCAGACUUGGAGGAGCUGGAUGAGGAGCAGUUCGACGACUUUGAUCCCUCGGCUCUCAACAUUCCAGACAAGCCAUUGAUGGUGGACGAGACGAACAAGAAACGCGACAGGCCGUCGAAGCGAAGCAAGAAAAGCGCGGAUGAUGAAGACGAUUUCGAAGGCGGAGUCGAAAUGGACGGCAAGCGUGCACGAAACACAGGAGAAGGUCGUCCGGGCAAGGCUGCGAAGAGGGCCAGGACACCGGAGGACGAGGAAAACCUCAGCCCAGAAGAGCGCCGCCGCCGUGCAUUGGACCGCAAGAUGGACGAGGCUCUUAAGUCCCACACACGUGUCUCGCGCCGCAAACAAGGGCAGGACAUGGAGGAGCGCGCUGAUCAGGAGCUUGGUCAGAUGCGUGAGCGAAUUGGAAAAGCGUGUGAAGCAGACGCCAAAGCUCGCGAGGCCGGAGGCAUGGCCACACAAAAGCUCAAGAUCCUGCCCGACCUCGUCGAGCUCCUCAAUCGCAACACAAUCCAAGCGCAGCUCGUCGACCCCGAUGUCAACAUUCUGGAAGGAGUGCGCUGGAUGCUUGAACCCGCCGAUCAAGAUGCCGCUCUACCCAACUAUAAGAUCCAGCGCGAACUCUUCAACAUUCUUAGCCGUCUCAAUAUCGGCAAAGAAGCUUUGAAAGCUUCGCAGAUCGGCAAAGUCGUUCUCUUCUACACCAAAUCAACACAACCUCAGCCCGCGAUCAAGCAAAUGGCGCAGCGAUUAGUUGGAGAAUGGAUGCGCAUCAUCCUCAACAAGACUAAGGAUCAUCGCAACGUCAACAUUGAGACCAGGGAGUACGAUCCGGUGCUCGCAGAGCAGAGCCAGAGGGCAGCGGGUACACAGAUCGACCGCUCAGCUAUUGCUGCCGAGAAGCGUCGCAAGAUUUUGGCCGCACCUGGUCCGACCAACCGCGCCAGAGUCGAGGGUGGCCUAGGCACGUACACCAUCGCGCCGGUCAGCAACCUCAGCAAUGCUCAAGGUGUCAGCUCGCGUACACUUGGUUCAAGUGGAGCUGACGCUUUCCGCAAGAUUGCGGCCAGAAGUCAGGGCGGCAAGGGCGGCAGGAGAUAA
Zymoseptoria tritici IPO323 is the source of this 1281-nucleotide messenger RNA. RefSeq lists its product as uncharacterized. Gene Ontology annotation, cellular component: nucleus. The coding region runs from base 1 to 1281 and encodes 426 amino acids. Gene Ontology annotation, biological process: poly(A)+ mRNA export from nucleus. The transcript has 4 exons. The record is from RefSeq and is a predicted model, not a curated record. Lineage: Eukaryota; Fungi; Ascomycota; Dothideomycetes; Mycosphaerellales; Mycosphaerellaceae.